This is a messenger RNA of Monosiga brevicollis MX1, 942 nucleotides long. RefSeq lists its product as uncharacterized. The record is from RefSeq and is a predicted model, not a curated record. Gene Ontology annotation, molecular function: deoxyhypusine monooxygenase activity. Bases 1 to 942 code for a protein of 313 amino acids. The transcript has 10 exons. NCBI's taxonomy places the organism in Eukaryota, Choanoflagellata, Craspedida, Salpingoecidae. Gene Ontology annotation, biological process: peptidyl-hypusine biosynthetic process.
AUGCCCGAAGACACCAACACCACCAACCUGCAGGCCCAUGUGCCCAAACUUGGCAAGGUGCUGGCUGACCCCGCAAAGCCCUUGGCUGAACGUUUUCGCGCGCUCUUCACCCUCCGCAACAUUGUCUGCCCAGAAUCUGUUCAAGCCAUUGCUGCCGCCUUUGAGGAUGAUUCCGCCCUCCUGAAGCACGAGUGCGCUUACGUGCUCGGUCAGAUGCAGGAUCUCAGCGCCAUCCCGCUCUUGACCAGCGUUCUCGAGAACAAACAACAGGAUGCCAUGGUCCGACACGAAGCUGCCGAGGCCUUGGGUGCCAUCGGUGAUGCUGAAUCAAUCGCCGUGCUUACUCGCUUCAAGGAUGAUGAGUCGGUUGAAGUCGCCGAAACCUGCGAGAUUGCGUUGGAUCGUAUCGCUUUCAAGCAACAGGCAAAGCAGGCUGAUGAGCUCUCCCCGUCCGGUGGAUACUUGUCCGUGGAUCCUGCGCCCCCCGCCCCAGAGGCCGACAUCGCCAGCCUGCGCGAUCAAUAUCUGGACACCUCCCGAAGCCUCUUUCAGCGCUAUCGUAGCCUCUUUGCCCUCCGCAACAUUGGCAACACCGAGGCCGUUGAAGCCAUCGUUGAGGGCCUCAACGACUCGAGUGCCCUCUUCCGACACGAAGCCGCCUACGUGUUGGGUCAGAUGCAGCACCCAGCCUCGGUCACGGGCUUGGCUGAGCGAUUGAAGGAUGUGUCCGAAAACUACAUGGUGCGCCAUGAAUGUGCGGAAGCGCUUGGCUCAAUUGCUUCUGAUGAGGUCCUACCCUUGAUCAAGGAAUUUGCCAAGGACGAGGCAGUGGUGGUCAAGGAAAGCUGCGAAGUUGCACUGGACAUGGCUGAGUAUGAGGCCUCUGGCGACUUUCAAUACGCCAAUGCCAUCGUGGCCAAUGAGGACCAGGACCAUGAGUAA